UUCAAGUUCAAGAAAGAAGCAUGGAGGAAGUUGGCCAAACUAUUGCUUGUAUUUGGUGGAAGCUUUGUCCAGUCCUAUUGUGGACCACAGUGACAUAGUCAGGACCAUGGAGAGAGACCAUUGCUGAGGAGAGCGAGUUCCUGGCCAAUCAGGACAUGACGAAAGCUGCUCAUAAAGAUGCAGAGUCUGAUGACACACUGGAUGAUGAACCUGAGGAUUUGUACCAACCUGGUGAGGAGGACUUUGACCCCAAUGAGGAUAACUUACUAGCGGAGCUCCACCUAGCAACCAGCGGUAGCAACACACCCGGAGUUUGUACUAACCUGAACGAGCUCCGGGAGAGUACACAGGUGGUGACAGAAGAGGAGAGAGAACAUGUGAUGAGUGGCAACUUUGAUCAGCUGUUGGCAGAACAAGAGAGAAUGGACAGAGAGAGAGAUAAUGAGCUAAGGAGAAGAGAAGAAGCACUGAGUGGAAGAAGAGGCCUACUAUGCUGCUAAGAGAGGGGCCUCACGUAAACUGGCCACUCAGACGCUAACAGACCUCAGCAGUAUGGAAAAGGAUAUGUCAUCAGAGACUAAAAACUCCCCUGACACCCAGCCCUUACAUGCAUCCCACCUCCAGUCUGGUGAGCAGCCUAUAAGCAGUGAGGGACAGUCUGAAGACAUGGGUCCAUGGACAGGGGCUACUGAGGAACCUUCAUCAAGAACAAGUUCCUGAGCCCCACCUCUUACUGUCUGACUCGGAAGAGGAGAUAGACUUUGGAUUCUGGGAGAAGGCGUCCACCCUACCCUCGGACAAGACCCCAACCAUGCAAGGAAGGACCUGAACUUGUUAUGAGACUGUCACAUAAUUAGUAUAAUUAUUGUCGGUUUCUUGUCUAUUCGGGAAAUUUAAUUAUGUACCAACUAAUGCCAUUGAUUGUUUUUGCGUAAUCUUUAAUAGC
This is a messenger RNA of Halichondria panicea, 946 nucleotides long. RefSeq lists its product as uncharacterized. The record is from RefSeq and is a predicted model, not a curated record. The coding region runs from base 156 to 500 and encodes 114 amino acids. The transcript has 6 exons. NCBI's taxonomy places the organism in Eukaryota, Metazoa, Porifera, Demospongiae, Suberitida, Halichondriidae.